This is a messenger RNA of Diatraea saccharalis (sugarcane borer), 676 nucleotides long. NCBI's taxonomy places the organism in Eukaryota, Metazoa, Arthropoda, Insecta, Lepidoptera, Crambidae. The record is from the annotation of a GenBank genome assembly.
GGAAUUUAAGACAAAACUACUACUACUACUACUACAAUUGGAAUUUAAAAACAACUGAUUCAGAAACGUUGAGUGAAUUAAUAAGUUUCUUUGUUGUAUUAUUAUUGUAUAUUUUAUACGCUACGAAACCGAAUAUUAUUAUUGAUAAUGUCGUCCUUUCAUAAAGUUAUAGUAUUCGUUGGAUAUCUUUCGUUAUUUCAUUCUGCUUUCUCGGCUGCACAACAUCGUUCAUAUUUGAGAAUCACAUCACAAGAAUUUACCACAUUGCCAUUAGAUAUUGUGGUGCAAGCAGUUCUGAGUUUAUUUGCAAUAAUGUGGGGAGUGCUGAACUUGGCUGGUAAUUUAAGGGAGAUUCUUGCUGCUGCUGAACUGAACAACCUUACUUGGGAGACACAAUGCAAUAUGCCCUCUUUUGCCAUCUUCAACCAUAGAGGGAGAUCCCUAUCUGCAAAAUAUGUACCCAGCACUAGUAAAGCAGAGUUAGAAAAUUCAGAAUAAUCAACUAUUCAUAUUUUUGUAUAGUUUAAUUUGUUAAUAAUAAUAAUAAUAAGUAUUUAGUUAUUAUAAUUUGGUUUUAUUUAAUUUCUUAGCCUAUUUUUACUGAUCUAUAACAAAAAGACGGAGUUAUACCGAGUUGUAUGUACAGGUAAAUAUAUAAUGAAGCAUUGUUUCAUUG